This is a messenger RNA of Oikopleura dioica, 759 nucleotides long. NCBI's taxonomy places the organism in Eukaryota, Metazoa, Chordata, Appendicularia, Copelata, Oikopleuridae. The record is from the annotation of a GenBank genome assembly.
AUGACAGAGCCACACUAUCCUAAGCAGGAGUACUUUCUCUCGGCAGAAGAACAACACAAAAUUGAAAACGCCACGACAGAGGAGGAGCAAUCGUUGCUUCUGCGACAAGUGGCCCGCAAUCUUCAUGUGCAAAAUCGCACGAUUGGCGGCUCCUAUCGAUACUGUCAUAUAACAAAGUGCAUCAAGCCAGACCGAGCGCAUUAUUGUUCAGUGACGAAAAAAGUUGUAUUAAAAAUGGACCAUUACUGUCCGUGGGUUAACAAUUGCGUCAGUUGGUCCAACUACAAGUUCUUCAUGCUCUUCCUCUUUUACGCACUGACGUAUUGUUUAUUCGUCUGCACUACUUCAUUCAAGUACUCACUGCUCUUCUGGAAAGACGAACUCAAGGAUUCACAGAGCGCUCGUUUUCAUAUUCUCUUCAUUUUCCUCGUUGGGUCCAUGUUUUCAUUUUCCGUCUCGGUGCUUUUCUUCUACCACAUGUACCUCGUCUUUUACAACAUGACUACUCUUGAAAGCUUCCGCCCGCCAGUAUUCGUCAAUGGAAUGGUCGACAAGCGCGCUUACAACCUUGGAAGGCGAAAAACUUCGAAGAAGUCUUUGGGACGAACCCGAAGUUGUGGAUGUUUCCUGUUUUCACUUCGCUCGGCGACGGCCAUGUUUUCCCUCUCAGAUCUCAACGAGAAAGAGACCUGGAGCGAAAUUACAAUCACAUUUCUUCAAGUUCUGAAUCCGAGUUCGUCUAAAAUGAGCAAUUUAUAG